GUAGCACGUCCGCCCAAAUCGCAGCUAACUACUUACGACAAGCAAUACAAGAUGACCACCGCCGCUAGCUCUUCCUCAUCGUCUUCGGUGGUGACUACCGACCUGCCGCUGAAACUCCUCGCCAAGGGUAAAGUGCGCGAUGUCUACGACGCCGGCAUCCCCGAGGGAGAGGAGCACGCAGGAGCGAUCCUCUUCGUAGCUACAGAUCGCAUCAGUGCCUUUGACGUCGUGCUGGACAACGGCAUACCAGAGAAGGGUCCCCUCCUGCACGCCCUCUCUACCUUCUGGUUCUCCCUCCUCACCCCCUCCAUUCUCCCCUCUCACAUCCUCUCCACCAGCUUCUCCACCUUUCCCGAAUCCCUCCAAGCCCGUCUAGAUGUGCACAGAGACCAGCUCGAUGGUCGCUCCAUGCUCGUGCGCCGCGCAAAAGUCCUACCCAUCGAGGCAAUUGUGCGUGGGUACAUUACUGGGAGUGGGUGGAAGGAGUAUCAGAAGAGUGGCACGGUUCAUGGAUUAAAGAUCGCAGAGGGGCUCAAGGAGAGCGAGAAGAUCCCCGGUGGACCGAUCUUUACCCCGAGCACAAAGGCAGAUCAGGGGAGUCACGAUGAGAACAUCCAUCCCGACAAAGCCGCCGACCUACUCGGUCCCGCCCUCGCCAAAGCCGUGUCCGAAGCCGCCCUCAACCUCUACCGCACCGCCUCGGAACAUGCCGCCUCUCGGGGUAUCAUCCUCGCCGACACCAAGUUCGAAUUCGGUCUCGUCUCUUCCUCUCAGUCCGGCCUACCACCUACCGCCUCCCUGGCCGGCUCUUCCCUACCCAGCGGAGAGUCCCUCGACGACAUGACCUUGAUCCUAGUCGACGAAGUCCUCACUCCCGAUUCUUCCCGAUUCUGGAGCGCAGAGGACUUCCAACCGGGAAGAGGACAGGCUAGUUGGGAUAAGCAAUACGUGAGGGAUUGGCUAAAGGCAAAUGGAAAAGAUGGAGCGGCGGAUACGGGUGAGGUGGUGAGACUGCCUGAUGAGGUGGUGCAGAAGACGAGGGAGAAGUAUCAGGAGGCUUAUGAGAGGAUUACCGGGCAGAAGUGGAAGGGAGUGACGGGAGUUUGAAUGCCGGGAAGACGAUCGCGCAGCCUGGAGCAAUCAGAGAUGUUGACAUCCUACGAAUCGUAUAGACCAUUUGGAGACAACCACAUCUCGCGGUGAGACGGUGACAUCACAAUGCUUUCGCGGAGAUGACAAUGAUGUCUGGAGUGACAAGCGCGAAUAGAUUCUAGAUAC
Molecule: messenger RNA, 1278 nt
Organism: Microstroma glucosiphilum
Lineage: Eukaryota; Fungi; Basidiomycota; Exobasidiomycetes; Microstromatales; Microstromataceae
Product: putative ADE1-phosphoribosylamidoimidazole-succinocarboxamide synthase
Exons: 3
Coding region: 52-1107 (351 amino acids)
Biological process (GO): 'de novo' IMP biosynthetic process
Cellular component (GO): cytoplasm
Molecular function (GO): phosphoribosylaminoimidazolesuccinocarboxamide synthase activity
Source: RefSeq, a predicted model, not a curated record